UCACACUACUUCCCGUGACGUCACGAAACCAAUUGUUUUUUCCCGAGUUUAUGAGUCACAAGGCGAAAUCUCUUGUUUUCAUUAGUAAUUUACCUGCCAAAGGUGACGUUCAGAAUGUUCUCCAGCGGCCCCAACUACAACAAGCUGAAGACCAAUCUUCGAUUGGCUCUUAACCGCCUCAAAUUGCUGGAAAAGAAGAAGGCGGAGUUGACGCAAAAAUCGAGGAAGGAGAUUGCCGACUACUUGGCCACGGGCAAGACGGAGAGGGCUCGCAUUCGUGUAGAGCACAUUAUAAGGGAGGACUACCUGGUGGAAGCCAUGGAAAUGGUGGAAAUGUACUGCGACCUGUUGCUCGCCCGCUUCGGACUCAUCACGCAAAUGAAAGAGCUGGACACAGGCAUUGCCGAGCCGGUGGCCAGCCUGGUGUGGGUGUGUCCCCGCCUCCAGAGCGACAUUGCCGAGCUAAAGGUCAUUUCGGACAUCUUUGUGAGCAAAUACGGGCCGGAGUUCGCCGAGCAUUCGCGCACUGCCACGGGAGAGCAUUUCGUUUCGGAGAAACUGAUGCACAAGCUCACGCUGCAGGCGCCCCCGAAGCUGCUGGUGGAGAAGUACCUCAUAGCCAUAGCCAAGAACUACAACAUCGAGUAUGAGCCAGAUCCACAGGUCAUGCAGGAGGAUCAGCCGCCACAGCAGCACCUGAUUGAUCUGUCCGAUAAGAAUAACCUGAGUGGAGGACCCGGAGGCAUGCCGCCGCCGCAGAUGGGUUUUAUAGGAUAUCCACAGGUGCCGCCGUUGCCCCAAAUGCCGGAGCCGCCCAGCAACAAGCCGUUUAACUAUCCACCUUUCGGAGGAGGUGGUGGUGGUGGAGGAGGGGGAGCCUGUGCUGUCCCUCCACCCACGCAGCAGCCACCACCGCCGUUUGCCUACAACAUACCGCCGCAUCAGCCGGCGUCGCCUGCUGUGUUGCCUCCUAAAUGCUCAGAGGAGAAGGAUCUAAACACCAACUUUAUCAAUCGUGAAUCGAACACUACGGAUGACUCCGGCAGCCCGGAUGAGAACAUCUUGCGCCCCAAACCCGAUAAUGAUCCGCCGCCGCGUUACACCUCGAUUAAUCCUGUAAACCUGCAGAAUGCCAACAAACCGAAACCUCAACCUCGAUCCAAGCUGCCGCCGGGAAAUCCGCCUGCCCAGCAGCCCAGUGCUCCGCCGGCUUCCUUGGACUUCCCAUCGCUGCCUAAUGUACCCAACGAUUUGCCGGAUGUCCCAUCAGCGGGUGUGGAAAAGAAGAAGGACGACGACGAUGAGAUUGAUUUCGAUGAGUUGUCCCGUCGCUUUGAGAACCUCAAGAAGCGGAAGUAAAGCGGAGGAAAUUCCUUCCAUAAGCUAUAUAUUUUAUACAAAUAAUCUCCGUUCUGUUCUAUAUAAAUAAUAUCCAUAGAUUUGUAUGUCAGGGAACUUUUAGCAAGCAUAUAUCCUCCCCUUAAAUUGUUAUAUUCUCUUUUUUCUAUAUGAAAAAUUAAGUUUUUGAUUGUUAAAACCGUAUUGCUACUUUAAAUAUAAUUUUGGAAAAGUUUAAAUUAUCAAAACUAUAAAAACAUCAAUUAAAAAUCAACAGAAA
Messenger RNA from Drosophila kikkawai, 1618 nucleotides. RefSeq names its product IST1-like protein (gene Ist1). The record is from RefSeq and is a predicted model, not a curated record. NCBI's taxonomy places the organism in Eukaryota, Metazoa, Arthropoda, Insecta, Diptera, Drosophilidae. Gene Ontology annotation, biological process: protein transport.